This is a messenger RNA of Rotaria sp. Silwood2, 1600 nucleotides long. The record is from the annotation of a GenBank genome assembly. Lineage: Eukaryota; Metazoa; Rotifera; Eurotatoria; Philodinida; Philodinidae.
AUGCUUUAUUCUUUAACAUAUUCUUUGGAGCAAACAAAUGCUUUACUUUCAGUAACAACGGCAUGGUUAUUUAAUAAAUUGUGGAUAAAUCAAAAAUUAUGUACAAGUAGUCAAUCAAUGCAAGGCAAAACUGUUCUUAUUACUGGUGGCAAUAGUGGUAUUGGUUAUGAAACUGCCAAAGAUCUUCUUCGACGAGGUGCACGUGUUAUUAUUGCCUGUCGUAAUAUGGAUAAAGGUCGCCAAGCUGUUCAAAAAUUAUAUUCAGAAACUAAAUGUCAAGAAAAUAAUCUUCGAUUAAUGAAAUGUGAUUUAUGUUCAUUCGAAUCUAUUCGUAAAUUUGCUAAUUUAUAUAAUAAUGAAGAAGAACGACUUGAUGUAUUAAUGUGUAAUGCUGGUCUUAGUUGGUCACCAUAUUUCAUUACAAAAGAUGGGUUUAAUUCUGUUAUGCAAGCAAAUUAUCUUGGUCAUUUUUUAUUAACAAAUCUUCUACGAGAUACAUUAAGACAAUCUCGUCCAAGUCGAAUUGUUAAUGUUUCAUCACGUGCACAUAGAACGGAGGGUAUUAAUACAUUUUCGUUAUGUCCCGGCUGGGUGUGGACAUCGUUUCAAUCACCUAUGCGAGAAGCUAUUGGACUUUAUAAAUUUCUUGUUCUCUAUCCAAUAAUAUGUUUAUGUAGAUCUGUUUUUACUAAAACACCUGAAAUAGGUGCACAAACAGUUAUUUACGGUGCAGUUGAACCUUCAAUUCAACGUUCAACAGACAUCUUUUUUGAGUAUGUAUUUUUCAUUCAAGCAUACAGACAACACUAAUAUUUUCAUUGUAGAAAUGGUGCAGCUUCUAAAGCAACGGCCUUAUGCACAGAUAGUAACAACGCUGAUCAAUUAUGGAAAUUGAGUGCUGAUGCAGUGAGAUUGAACUAAUUUAUUCUAUUUUUCUUGUAUUAGUACACGACGAAAAUAUUAUCUUGAUUAGUAAAAGAAAUCUAUCAUUGCUAUACACUUGAUUAUUUGCACAUACACAUUCAAGUGAAGUUAGUUUUGUUCAUGAAAUCAAAAUUAUAUUGAAUUUAAUAAAUAAAAUUCAAAUGCAUAAAAUAUUCUUUAUGUUAGCACUUGUAUUUUAACUCAUGGUUGUAUUGAUUGGUAUAAUAGAUAUGUCAUGCAUGGCAAUGAUACAUAUCCUUGCAAUUGUAGAAUGUAUUAAUAGUGAUAUUUAUGAAAAUCUCUUUGGUAAUUGUUUCUUGUUUUUGAAACAAAAACAACUAGCCCAACCUAUUCUUCAGAAUAUGUCUUUUAACCAGGAAAUUCAGUGAAAUGGAAUUGUAUAAUGAUAAAAUACUGGGUACCGAUACUAGCUUUGCUUUAGUAUUAUUAACAAAGGCGAAGUCAUGAUAAUGCUCUUGAAGGCUAUACGAAAAUCAAAAUUUCAUAUUGAUUCGAUGUUGUUUUGAUUAGAAACAUUUUCAAAGACUUCUGUACAUUUGAAAAUAGGUUAGACUCGAAGAAUUUAAUCAAAACAUCGUUUUGAAUAUGAGAUUAAGUAUCAUUGUUCGAUUGAACUAUAAAGCUUACUCAUAUUCACAUCUCGCAUCAUACCCAG